ACGGCGGGCGCGGGGUCUGCGGUCUCCUGAGCCCCGAUGUGAGGCGGCGGCGCCCCGGCCCGAGCGCGCACCAUGGGGGCCCCGCUCGCCGCGGCGCUGGGCGCCCUCCACUACCUGGCACUUUUCCUGCAACUCGGAGGCGCCACGCGGCCCGCCGGCCACGCGCCCUGGGAUAACCACGUCUCCGGCCACGCCCUGUUCACAGAGACGCCGCACGACAUGACUGCACGGACGGGCGAGGACGUGGAGAUGGCCUGCUCCUUCCGCGGCAGUGGCUCCCCCUCCUACUCGCUGGAGAUCCAGUGGUGGUACGUGCGGAGCCACAGGGACUGGACCGACAAGCAGGCGUGGGCCUCGAACCAGCUAAAAGCAUCUCAGCAGGAAGACACAGGGAAGGACGCCACCAAAAUAAGUGUGGUCAAGGUGGUAGGCAGCAACAUCUCCCACAAACUGCGUCUGUCAAGGGUGAAGCCCACGGACGAAGGCACCUAUGAGUGCCGUGUCAUCGACUUCAGCGACGGCAAGGCCCGGCACCACAAGGUCAAGGCCUACCUUCGGUGCAGCCGGGGGGAGAACUCGGUCCUGCACCUGCCCGAAGCCCCGCCCGCUGCGCCCGCCCACCCCCCCAAAGCGGGCAAGGAGCUGCGGAAGCGUUCGUUGGAUGAGGAGGCCUGCAGCCUCUAGACUGAUGCCCACCUGGCCGCCACCCACCCCGCGCCCCUACAGCUGUACAGAGUGCAUGAGGAGCCGCUGGACCCCUGGGGACGGGACGCCUGGGUCCAGCCGCCUCCCCAUCCCCCAAGACUGCCUGUGGCCACCACGUCGGCCCUCUGCCCCACCACUCCCCUUGCUCAGCAUGUAAGCCUGCCCGACCCUCCCUUUUCAGACCCCUGCGGUGACCUGGGCUCAGAGAAGGUGGCCCCCGGGCACUAAGGGGACGACCGCCCCGAACGCCGGGGUGGGCACCAUGCCAGGGCCAGGCUGCCUCUCUGUCACCAGCUUCAGUGGAGUCCAGUGUUUUGCUUUGCUUGCUUGUUCCCCAUCCUGUCCCAAGCCAGGGCCUCCCAGCCUUAU
Molecule: messenger RNA, 1074 nt
Organism: Lynx canadensis (Canada lynx)
Lineage: Eukaryota; Metazoa; Chordata; Mammalia; Carnivora; Felidae
Gene: VSTM2L
Product: V-set and transmembrane domain containing 2 like
Source: RefSeq, a predicted model, not a curated record